Molecule: messenger RNA, 1629 nt
Organism: Penicillium paradoxum
Lineage: Eukaryota; Fungi; Ascomycota; Eurotiomycetes; Eurotiales; Aspergillaceae
Exons: 1
Coding region: 1-1629 (542 amino acids)
Source: RefSeq, a predicted model, not a curated record
AUGCCGAAAAAGCACCAGUGGUUUCACGCAAAACCUGCCAGCUCAGCACACCCCAGUCUCGCGCCAUCUGAGUCUCGUCAGCAUGGCGGGUCUGGGGUCCGGGGCUCGUCAACGACGGCGUCAGUUAACGAUUUGAUCAGUCACCUUCGUCGCACCCAGAUCCCUAGUCCAUCCCCCGAUGAUCCUCCAAGCUCCCAACGUGCUCAACGUGCCUUUAUCACUCCGCGAUCCGUUCACCCGUCUCUUCGAGGUCUGCUAGAGCUUCCCGAAACCUUACCGCCGCGACCUCGCCCAGGUGGUCGUCGCACGCUGUUCGGUGUUCGUCCGUCUCGGCGAACUGUGGGACCUCCGCCGCCUGCGAGUUGGCUCUCUCGGAACGAUGAUGCAGAAAAAGACCAAGGGUUCCUGAGCCGAGUCCCAGGGCCCUUGGAGCAGGACAUUCACCGACUAAAUCGGCUCCAGAGGCCGCUCUUUCCUGAUAGGAGAAGUCUGCUACAUCUGUUACUAAAAUCGAUGGCUUUAAACUGGUCUUGGCACAUUGAAUUCGACGGUCCAUUUCUGUCUCAACUCCCAAAUCAUAUCAAGGAACUGCUAUUGAGUUAUGUUGCUGUAUAUGCAAGAGGCUUGUCUCUGGACGGGUAUAUGAAGGGGCUGAAACCGCUCUUUUUGACCCAGGAAGACCAGGAUCAACUCAGCAAGGACAAUCCAGAUUUCAGCGAGUCAAUGGGCGUCAACGGAGAUUUUCAAAUUGCGCAGUUGGAUUUGGGAAAUGCUCUGGGAAGAUGGAUAACUCUCAAGCAGCUCACACACGAAAUGAUACACUCGCCAGCUCCGGCUCUAAGUCGCGACACAAUAGAGGCCGUCCCAUCUUCGUGGGACGAAGAAAUCGACGAAGGCAAAGGGAAAGCUACACCAGAUGAUGAUCUGGCUCCAUCCGUCCCCAUGAGUAUUACCCAAACUCUUCGCUUCCCCAAACUUCGCGCAUUGUCUUUAGCACACCCGAAGCCUAGUGCUGCAAGCUGGCCCGCUCUUCUCAAUUUAAUGGCACACCUGCCUACCAUAACUCAUCUCUCACUUGCACACUGGCCAAUACCACAUCGCAACCCAAGUGCUGCCCCUGAACGUAUUCGCGAAGCGAUGAUCAAGUCUUCGGCUUCAGAUGCCUUAGAGGACCACUGGGCAGAAGCUGCGAGUGUCCUUCGCCAGCUCUCGCGCUCAACCUACUGUCUAAAAUGGUUGGAUCUUGAGGGCUGUGCCCAGUGGCUGCCAGCCUUGAGUUGGGUCGGGGACGAUCCCAACGGCAUACCAUACAGCCCUGAUAAUGUUGGUCCGGAGUGGAAUGGAUCAUGGAGAGAUAUCGAGUGGCUUGGGAUCGGCCCUGGCUUCCUGGAUCUGGCGAAAUCCAACAGUUCCUUGGAUUUGUCGUUCCCUGAAACUGCCUCGCAAACGCUCUCAGCAGAUUCCCUUUGUGCAUAUCACAUUCAAAACGCGCGUGAUGUGCAGAGACACAUUCGACAGUUGAGAAGUGGGAGGAAAUGGAUUGAAAUUGAGCUCGGACUGGGACUGGAAGACAUCGACACUGAGAUAAUCAGGCCGCCGAAUGGGCAUGAGUUCUCAGUCUACUUGUGA